AUGGAGUCACUGCCACCAGAAUUGAUAUCCCGAGUGGUGGAACACAUUGCUCAGAUUAUCCUGCGAAAAGACGAUGCUCCUGUUUCCCUGGCCCCAUAUGCUACUGUUGACCGUCGCUGGCAGGCCAUUAUUGAAAGACGCAAGUUUUCGUAUAUCGAUAUCAACAACGCUAAGCGAUUGGAAGAGUUUCAACGGAUAGAUAAGAAAGCGCGCGCCCCAUUCGAGACAGACGAGGAACGCCAACGAAACAACACAAUCUUCACCACGACUAUCAGCACUCUUUUCAGGAGCAUAUCGGGCUGGCCAGACGACGCUGGUAUCUCUCUUCACAUCGAAGCAAUGUCCCCUAGCGACUAUCUCGCUCUCAAGAGCAAGGCAUUGACGAAGCGAGGAAAACGACCGGGCAAACCACGGGUGAACGAUCUGCUCAGUCAGAGGUAUGAGAGAUCUUACCUUGAAUUCUCCAGAACAACAUCUGAUUCUGAGUGCCCGCCUGUUCCUGCGAUCACAUAUCUUUCAAUUCCCGGGGUCGGAAAGCAGCGGCUGAUUGAGCCGGCGUCGAACUUUGCCCGUAACCUUCACUUGUUUCCUGCCAGUGUACGAAACCUAGAUCUAGAAUUCCACAAUUUGCCUCCUGGUGAUCAGGACUACCCUCCUGAUGUGACGAUUGGACCAGAAUUGUUUUCGCCGUUUGGUCCGCAAUAUGACGGUAUCAAACUGCCAUUCUGGCCAAAUCUGAUUGAUGUUUCCGUGGAGUAUACGGCAGUAACACCGUCUGGAGAGUGGAUCUUUAACUGGGAGCCUGACGAGGUUGAGGAUGACGACACGGACGAUGCUUACCAGUCUUCCGAAGAUGAUGAGGAUGACUAUCCCGAACACCUGAGGAUUUUUGUCGAGGAUAGCAAGAGGCGAUAUUUCCAAACAACGAACACUGCGGGUUAUGUCGAUAAAUUUUGCCUUUCGGCUGGUCGGGCGGCCCUCCGAAUGCCCAAGUUGAGACAUAUGAUGCUUCAGACGAUGCCUCCUAGGCCAAGGUGCACAUUCGAGUAUAAAGUGCGAGCGGGAAGUGCGAAGCUCAGCUGGAGCAAUGAAGGCAUACGCUACCUGACCUACCCACUUGAGAGCGACGCUUCGCCGGAUGAGGAAGUCUUCCAGAUUUGGAGGAAAGUUGCUCUUCAACACACUGGAGAUGAACUCGAGGUUGAAUUUAAAGAGUCGAGAACAUGA
Molecule: messenger RNA, 1227 nt
Organism: Penicillium mononematosum
Lineage: Eukaryota; Fungi; Ascomycota; Eurotiomycetes; Eurotiales; Aspergillaceae
Exons: 5
Coding region: 1-1227 (408 amino acids)
Source: RefSeq, a predicted model, not a curated record